Molecule: messenger RNA, 1144 nt
Organism: Fundulus heteroclitus (mummichog)
Lineage: Eukaryota; Metazoa; Chordata; Actinopteri; Cyprinodontiformes; Fundulidae
Gene: hmgn3
Product: high mobility group nucleosomal binding domain 3
Exons: 7
Coding region: 213-569 (118 amino acids)
Biological process (GO): chromatin organization
Cellular component (GO): nucleus; chromatin
Molecular function (GO): nucleosomal DNA binding
Source: RefSeq, a predicted model, not a curated record
UCAGCGCAGGAUUUUUGCCUCCCCUAGCCAAUGGAAUUAGGAGGCACAGAGUUUUGUGGGAGUGCAUAUAAUGAACAUAUUAUCCAAGGUGGCUCAGAUAUUGAUCCAGUUGUCCUAGGUAGUUCAAAUUCACCUCCCGCUGCCCUUCGGCUUUGACCUUAUUUCCCCCCUGCCCCCCUCGAGCUUGGUUGGAGAAUUAUUCACGCGUAAAAAUGCCGAAGAGAAAGUCCCCAGAGGGUGCUGAGGGUAAGGAUGCCUCUAAAGUCACAAAGCAAGAGCCCACCAGAAGGUCGGAGAGAUUGAAAUUGUCGGCGAAACCUGCUCCGCCUAAGCCUGAGGCGAAGCCUAAGAAGACCGUUGUCAAGGUGGUAGAUGAUAAAGGAGCGAAGGCCAAGAAGGGCGGCGCCAAGGGGAAGAAGGAAGACGGUCCGGCCCAGAACGGAGAAACCAAGGCCAACGAGAUCUACGUGUCUCGUCCAUCUGUGCGUGUGUCCUCCAUCAGAAGCAUGGCUCCCUCCCAGAUGUCAGUGAGAGGGCAGAGUGAGACAGUCAGAGUCAAGGGUCUCUGAAGAGGCAGAGGAGGCGACCGACGAGAAGGCGUAAGGAAACGGACGGGUCCACCGACUCGUCCCCUCCGACUCCAUGGCAGCAAAGCAUCUUUUUUUACUGAUGGUUUUUGUACCAUGCUAUUUCUUUUCGUUCUUUUUUUUUUUUUCUUCUUGAUUAGUGAUAGCAAUGGACAACCAGCAACAACAGCCUUCAUCAUCCCGCUUCUUUAACCUUCUGAUUGGGCUCCCUCUCCCAUCCUGUGUUGCUUUAGAGUCCAGUUUCCCUCUUAGACGUCAAAAGUCAAGCUGAAGUGGUUUUAUCAGACAGCAGCAGAUGUUUUGUAAUGCCUGAAAGGAGUGGGGGAUGACUUCUAUGAUCUUUAAACCAGGUUGGCCUUUAUCUGUAGUUAUUCCACCUUACAGAAGGAACACUCUGCCUCUGAUGAGGAUAUGCUCUGGAUCCCACCCCCCUCAAAAAAAAAAAAAUAGGCUGAGGUGGAGCGAGGGGUGGGUAUCAACUGUUAAAAUGCAAAGCGGGGAGACACCAGUUCAACAGACACUAAGGAACAUCUGCCCCCCCCCCCCCCCCACCACCC